CGCUUUAAUACACGUGUUUUGAGUUUUGAGAGAUCAUAAUUGGAUCGUUAACGGCUUAUCGAAGUAAAUUUGAACAAAUGUAACUCACGUACGAACAAAUGUAAGUCACGUGAUAGUGAUAAGAAACGUGACAGUUUGAGUUUCAACUUCGCAAAUAACGAGUACAGUGAAAGAAAAUUAAUACAUAUAGUGGAUAAUGCACGGUCAUAUUCACAGAUAAUGCAGUUAAUGGAUAUAAGCAAAAGAUCCCGCCUAUAUCAAAUUCUCAUAAAUCAUUUAUGACAAUCUUUAUCCACUGAUCCACAUAGUAAAAUUAAAAACAGAAGUUUAUAGUUAAAUUAUAUUUAUAAUUAAAAAGAAUAGAAAAUCUUAAAUUAGUACCUUGACUAAGAAGGAUUUGGUAUCUUCCGUGAAGACACUGUUUUGCAAAAAUGGUGAAAGAAGCAUCAGGUGAAUCUGCAAGAGAGAUACAAUUAAUAAAUUCAGAUGAUGAAGGAUCCAUUCGCUUGCCAUCUGAUAAUCAGCAAAAGCCAAUGGACAAGGUACAAAUGAAAAAGCAAUUAGGCCUUUUGGAAGGAGUCGCUAUUAUAUUGGGAAUUAUAUUUGGCUCAGGCAUUUUUAUCUCGCCGAAGGGAGUAAUACAGGAAGUGGGUAGUGUAGGAUUAUCUCUGAUUAUAUGGGUGCUGUGUGGUCUGCUCUCUAUGAUAGGUGCUUUGUGUUAUGCGGAGUUGGGUACUAGCAUACCUCGCAGCGGAGGAGAUUAUGCUUAUAUUCACGAAGCCUUUGGAGCAUUGCCUUCAUUUUUGUAUUUAUGGGCCGCUAACUUAAUUUUUGUACCUACGACAAAUGCUAUCAUGGGACUAACGUUUGCUCAGUACGUCGUACAACCAUUUUUUCCUAAUUGCACCACUCCAGAUGACGGUGUGCGACUAAUCGCUGCGCUGAGCAUAUGCUUACUCACUUUCAUCAAUUGCUACGAUGUAAAAGAGACGUCAAAGAUGCAAAAUAUAUUUAUGUUUGCUAAAAUUGGAGCAUUGGUGAUUAUUAUUAUAGCUGGAUUAGUCUGGCUUUGCUUAGGGCACAGGGAAAACUUCAAGAACAGUUUUGAAAACACGAAUACCGAUCCUGGCAAAAUUGCUGUAGCCUUCUACUCUGGCAUAUUUUCUUACUCGGGAUGGAAUUAUUUGAAUUUUAUGACGGAAGAAUUAAAAAAUCCUUAUGUAAAUUUACCACGUGCCAUUUACAUAUCACUGCCGUUGGUCACCUUAAUAUAUGUUAUGGCAAAUGUCGCUUAUCUGACCGUUUUAACUCCUACUGCUAUGCUUGCUUCCAACGCCAUCGCUGUGACUUUCGGUAAUCAACUUCUCGGAUAUAUGGCCUGGAUAAUACCUUUAAUGGUAGCUGUGUCCGCUUUCGGAGGGUUGAGCGUUCACAUUAUGACGUCAUCCAGAAUGUGCUUUGUUGGCGCCAGGAACGGCCACUUCCCCUCUAUGCUGAGCCACAUCAACAUGUCCAGGCUCACACCUACGCCUGCCUUAAUAUUUCUGUGUAUUCUGUCUCUCGUAAUGUUGUGCACAGGUGAUAUAUUUGUACUGAUCACAUACUGCAGUAUAGUAGAGUCUUUCUUCAUCAUGCUCUCCGUAGCUGGAGUUUUAUGGCUGCGUUAUAAAAGACCUGAUAUGGAACGACCGAUCAAGGUACCAUUAUGGAUACCUAUAGUGUUUGUAGCGUUAUGCGCUUUUCUGGUUGUUGUACCAUGCUACGAAAGACCAUACGAAGUCGGUAUGGGCAUUCUGAUCACCGUGUCUGGCAUACCCGCGUAUUUCUUCGGUGUUGCUUGGAAAAGGAAACCUUUGUGGUUCCAGAAAAUUAACAUUAAAGCUACUUACGCUGUACAGAAGUUAUUUCUGUCUGCAAGGGAAGAACUCGAAAUCGAUUAAGUAAGCAGCAAUUUUACAAUUAAAUUCGGUCGAAUGUACGAACGUACACCGAAUACACAUUUACCAAAGAAAUUUUGAGAUUUGAAAAAGAAACUCAUAAUUUUACAUAUGAAUACUAAAAUUGAAAAAAGUAUAGAAUAUCAAGAAUCUCUCGAAAAAGAUAUAGUUUUAAAAGUUAAAGGAUAAUAGGCAACUAGAGAAAUUCUCUAAAAGUACUUAUAUCUACAGAUUACAAAAGUGAAGUGAAAGAACAGUAAAUGAUCUGUAUUGCGAAUAAGAUAAUCUGAGAAAUGCAUUUUAUGAUUCUUAGGCUACGGUCAACGUGACGCUACAAAUGCUUUGGAGCGUUCUUCUUCUCUUUCUUUCUUCAUUGAAAGAAAAGAGAAGAGGAAUGCUUCGAAGCAUCUGUAGCGUCACGUUGACCGUAGCCUUAAUAUUGCAAAAGGUGUGUCUUUCGUUUUCUUUUGUGUGCUCCAGUAUUAUUAAUAUAUUCAAUUAAUUUAUGAUCAAUUUUUUAUUCUAUUGUAUAUCAAAUAUUUACAAAAUAUUCAUGUGUGAGAAAGUUUCGUAAGUAUUUAUGUAUUGUAAAAACUGUAUUUUGAUAAUGUCAGUAUAUUGCAACAAAAAAUAUAUAUAUAUAAUUAUAUUAAAUAGAUUGCAUUGUAAAAUACUUCUUAUUCAUCCCCAACUUUCUAACAUCCUUCUAACUGAACACAUCGUUUUCUUCCGUUUCUAUUUCACUAGGAGAAUUAUAAUUAUUGUUAAAAUUAUUGAAAAGAUGGUAGA
Molecule: messenger RNA, 2726 nt
Organism: Temnothorax curvispinosus
Lineage: Eukaryota; Metazoa; Arthropoda; Insecta; Hymenoptera; Formicidae
Gene: gb
Product: Y+L amino acid transporter 2
Exons: 11
Coding region: 432-1940 (502 amino acids)
Biological process (GO): amino acid transmembrane transport
Cellular component (GO): membrane
Molecular function (GO): L-amino acid transmembrane transporter activity
Source: RefSeq, a predicted model, not a curated record